Molecule: messenger RNA, 684 nt
Organism: Parnassius mnemosyne (clouded apollo)
Lineage: Eukaryota; Metazoa; Arthropoda; Insecta; Lepidoptera; Papilionidae
Source: the annotation of a GenBank genome assembly
AUGUGUGGUGGAUUUACGUGCUCUAAAAAUGCUUUGAUUGCAUUAAAUAUUCUUUAUGUGGUGGUAGCUUCUAUUCUUAUAUCCGUAGCCGUGUAUGGAGAAACUUCUUCCCUGGUCACUAAUUUGCCCAUAGUAGGUGGAAUCCUUGCGUGUGGAGUGUUUCUAAUUUUAAUAUCAUUAUUGGGUUUAGCUGGGGCAGUCAAACAUCAUCAAGUUAUGCUAUUCUUUUACAUGGUGAUACUGUUUCUUUUAUUUUUUGUACAAUUUUCGGUUGCCUGCGCUUGCCUCGCUGUAAAUUCUGAUCAACAGGAGAUGUUAGCUCAACAGGGGUGGAAUAAAGUAAACAUGGAUGUAAAAGAGCAAGUUCAGCAGAGAUUUCAGUGCUGUGGUUUUCAGAAUAGACUUAUUCCUGUAAAUGGUUCCGCAGACUACCCAUCGUGUGACCUUGUUGAUAGGAAUUGCUGCAAGAAUAUGGAAAUUUCACAAAACUGUCAAUGUGAACCCUGCAUGGAGAAGUUGAAGGAAACUAUUGAUUAUGCAUUUAAACUUUGUGGUGGUAUUGGAUUAUUCUUCAGUUUUACUGAGUUAUUCGCUGUUUGGCUCGCUAGACGUUACCGCAACCAACCGGACCCUAAUUAUAAGGAACCGCAUGCUAUCUUCCCUAGGAACAACUAUCUAUAUUGA